This is a messenger RNA of Vespa mandarinia (Asian giant hornet), 2388 nucleotides long. It is a transcript of the gene PNPase, whose product is annotated as polyribonucleotide nucleotidyltransferase 1. Gene Ontology annotation, cellular component: cytosol; mitochondrion. Gene Ontology annotation, molecular function: RNA binding; 3'-5'-RNA exonuclease activity; polyribonucleotide nucleotidyltransferase activity. Gene Ontology annotation, biological process: mitochondrial RNA 3'-end processing; mitochondrial mRNA catabolic process. The record is from RefSeq and is a predicted model, not a curated record. NCBI's taxonomy places the organism in Eukaryota, Metazoa, Arthropoda, Insecta, Hymenoptera, Vespidae.
GAUAAGUGUAGUUCAAUGAUUGUCUUUGAAAGAUGAUAGUUGCUCUGAAUUGUAGGUUAUUUAAAUUACGAUUUUUUCGUUGUAAAAAAUAUCGUAACAAUGGUAUUAUCUAUUCGAAAUUUAAAAGAGCUGCCAGUAGUUUCAAUGAAUCUGAAUUUAAUACUGAAGUACAAUUUUCUAAUGGGAGUAAUCUUAUCAUCUCUAGUGGGAAAUAUGCUCGACUUAGUAAUAGUAGUACAGUUACAUCUAUUGGAGAUACAUCUGUUAUGGUCACAGCAGUCUGCAGUAAAAUUAGCAGUAACAAAUCUAUGCUUCCUUUAAUUGUAGAUUAUAGACAAAAGUCUGCAGCUGUUGGUCGUAUACCAACUAAUUUUAUGAGAAGAGAUAUAGGAACAACAGAACAUGAAAUUCUUACAAGUAGAUUAAUAGAUAGAUCAUUACGGCCAUUGUUUCCACAAGGAUGGAACUUAGAAACACAACUAGUAUGUAAUACACUUGCCGUUGAUGGAAUUAAUGAUCCAGAUAUAAUAUCUAUUAAUGGUGCAUCUGCUGCUUUAAGCCUAUCAGAUAUUCCAUGGAAUGGUCCUGUUGGUGCAGUAAGAGUAGGAAUGAUAAAUAACGUAUUAAAAAUAAAUCCUACCAGGAGAGAAAUGCAAGAAAGUACAUUAAAUCUUGUUGUAACCGCAAUGAAUAAUAAUUAUGUUGUUAUGUUAGAAGGAUCUGCUGAUAAUAUUAAUUUGAAUGAUUUAAAGAAGGCGAUAAAACAAGGUGUUAAAGAAUGCCAGUGUAUAAUUCUUGCUAUUAGGACAUUGCAAAAAAAAUAUGGUAAACAGAAAAUGAACUUUACUGUUACUGAAAUUGAAGAUGUAGAUAGUAUAACAGAAUACAUACAGAUGAACGCAGAAGAAAAUAUACGAGAUAUAUUGACAAAUUUUGAACAUGAUAAGUUAUCCAGAGACAAUGCUAUCUCAGAGAUUUUUGUCCGUAUGACUGAUAUUAUUAAGGAAAAGUAUCCUGAAGCACAUGAAAAAGUAAUAGAAAAUAUAUUUUAUAAGUUUGUUAAACAAAUUUUUAGAACGCUCAUCUUUGAAACUAAUACAAGGUGUGAUGGUCGUAAACUGGAAGAACUAAGAAAAAUUGACUGUCAAGUAGAUUUAUUUAAACCUCUUCAUGGUUCUGCGCUUUUUCAGAGAGGUCAAACACAGGUUUUGUGUACUGUUACAUUGGACUCUGUAGAAAGUGCUCUUAAGAUGGAUACGGCAUCUAUGUUAAUAAGUGGUAUGAAGGAGAAGAAUUUCUUUUUACAUUAUGAAUUUCCUCCGUACGCAACUCAUGAUAUAGGACGUAUAGGAAUUAUCGGUCGUAGAGAAAUGGGACAUGGAGCAUUAGCAGAGAAGGGGUUAAGAUCCAUUAUUCCAAAAGAGUAUCCAUUUACAAUAAGAUUGACUAGCGAAGUACUUGAAUCGAAUGGUUCUUCAUCUAUGGCUUCUAUAUGUGGUGGGAGUUUGGCUCUUAUGGAUGCAGGAGUACCGAUCUCAUCACCAGUUUCAGGUGUUGCUAUGGGUUUGAUAACUCAAUAUAACGAUCAAGAUCCCACUGAGAUUAAAGAUUACAGAAUAUUAACUGAUAUAUUAGGUAUGGAAGAUUAUUUAGGAGAUAUGGACUUUAAAAUUGCUGGCGGAAAAAAGGGUUUUACAGCUUUGCAAGCUGAUAUAAAAAUUACAGGUGUCCCUUUAAAAAUCAUAAUGGAAAUUGUCGAUCAAGCUAAGAUUGCUAAUCAGAAAAUCAUUACAAUAAUGGAUAAAGUACUAUUAGAGCCGCGAAAAGACCGUAACGAGAAGAUGCCGAUGGUAGAAGACAUAGAAAUCCCUGUACAUCAAAGAGGAAGAUUUCUUGGAGUAGGUGGUAUAAAUCUAAAAAAACUUUUCAUCGAAACUGGCGUUCAUGUAUAUUCAAAGGACGAUGAUAUAUAUACUUUAUUUGCACCUAACGAAUCCGCUUUAAAAGAAGCCAAAGAAAUAAUAGAAAAGACAUUACAAAAGACACGUGAACCUGUAUUAGAGUUUGGAGCUAUAUACACUGCAAAGAUAGUAGAAAUCCGAGAAACUGGUGUUAUGAUUACGCUCUAUUCUAAUAUGAUACCUACGUUAUUACCCAAUUCCCAGUUAGAUCAACGUAAAGUAUUUCAUGCUAGUGCUCUCGGUUUAGAAGUUGGACAAGAAAUAAAAGUUAAAUAUUUCGGUCGAGAUCCAGUUUCAGGUUAUAUGAGGCUAUCACGAAAAGUUUUACAAGAUCCCAUCUCUAUUGUAAGGACAUUAUCGUGAAAUUAAAGAAAAAUUAGGUUGUGUAUAUUUCAUAAAAAUUUCAUUAAACGAACAAAUAAACAAA